GACCGGCACUAAGCGAGUUGGCCAACUCCCAUCUUUUAAAGCUUAGAGCUUGAGGCUAGGAUCGAUGUAAUUUUUCUCUUAAAACAAAGGCUAAAUCUUAAAUCACCUAUUGUAGACCGGCACUAAUAGUACCUCGUCGGUGCCUGUGUGUACACGAGCGUCGUUCUAUUUUUGUUCAACUUUUAGUAAAUAACAAAGAUAGAACGACGCUCGUGUGCAUACGGCUGAUAUUUCCGAACGCAGCCCUCGCCGGUGGUUCAGUGUAACGAGUGUUAAUGUUUUCGCUCCUAAUAAAGUAUUUACAAAGUUUAUACAGUGCGAUGAAAGAAGAAUUGGAUAUUGCAAUGCCGCUAAUGUCACCUCUUGUGAAGAAAAAUAAACGAGGCCAGCUGAUCGGCAGGAGUCAGAAACUCAUAAUUAUUAAUUUACACAAAAAAUUGAAGGAAGACAAUCCUAAAAUUUUAAAUAAAGAUGCUGUUACUCAUUUGGCAGAACAGACGGGUAUUGGUAUUACCAGCAUAAAAAAAACAUUGUUGGAGUAUAAGAACACAGGUGCGGUUACAUCUCCAAAUAAAAAGAAACAUCGCCUAUCUUUUAAAGAGAAAGUCGAUGAAUUUGACAAGAACGCUAUUCGGAAAAAAGUGCACGAAUUUUAUAUCAAUAAAGAAUUACCAACAUUCAACAAAAUUCUGCAAGCUGUAAAUGCUGACGAAGAUCUUCCAAAUUUUAAACGAUCGACUUUUCACUUACUGUUAAAGGAACUAAAUUUUACGUAUACCACCCAAUCUCGCAAUAGCAUCCUGAUAGAGAAAGAAGAUUUAAUUAUUUGGAGGAGAAACUACCUGAGGACUAUAAAGAGAUACCGAGAAGAGGGUCGACAAAUUUAUUACCUGGACGAGACUUGGGUUAACGCCGAUGACGUCAUGAAUACAGUUUGGAUAGAUGAAACAAUUAAAUCCGAGAAGAAUGCAUUUUUCCUGACUACGGGGCCAGCUAAUCCAAGCGAAAAAGGCAAACGACUAAUUGUUGUGCAUAUUGGCAGUGCUGCUGGUUUCAUUCCUGGCGGGCUUCUAUGUCUCGAAGCAAAGAAACAUACGGGGGAUUACCACGACGAAAUGAACAGCGAGACAUUUCACGAAUGGUUUAAAAAUAUUUUACCAAUGCUAGACGACAAUGCUGUUAUUGUCAUGGAUAAUGCUCCGUAUCAUUCCGUAAAACUGGAAAAACUGCCGAACAUUUCUUGGAAAAAGGCCGAAAUAAUAAAAUGGUUAGAAGAUAAAGGAAAAGAAGUAUCAGAGACUAUGGUAAAGGCCGAACUCAUGCAAAUUGUUGCAUUACAAAAAAAUAGGUUUGAUAAAUAUGUCAUAGAUGAAAUGGCAAAACAGGACAAUAAAACGAUUCUCAGAUUACCUCCGAAUCAUUGCGAACUUAAUCCGAUUGAAAUGGUAUGGUCAAUGGUUAAGACAUACGUUAGGAAUAAUAACAACACUUUUAAAAUUCAAGAUGUUAAACUAUUACUUGAACAAGGUGUUACUCAAGUGACAGCUGAACAUUGGAGUAAUUUUAUUAAGCACGUUAGAGAUGAAGAGAAAAAGAUGUGGGAAAUUGACCAUAUAGCUGAUAGCAUGAUUGACGGGAUACCUCCAUUAACAAUUAAUGUCACAGGCGAAACAGAUUCUGAAAUGUCUGAUAGCGAUUAUUAAUCCUGUAUAUAAUGUCGAUCUGUAUAUAAUAUUAUUAUAUUUGCGUUUCAUGACUUCUAUGUAACAUAUUAUUAUAAUUUUAUAUCAUCUUCGUAUAUUAUUAUUAUUUAUUUUAUAUUCAUAUUAUUACUUAUUUCAUACACAUAUUAUUAUUAUUUCGUUACAUAUUUAUUACUUAUUUCGUAUUUCAUAUUCUACUGACUCACCUCAGAAAAAAUAGACCUUAUUUCGCCUGUACAGGUCCGUCAAAAUAAAUAUAUAUUUGAUAUCAA
This is a messenger RNA of Formica exsecta, 1975 nucleotides long. RefSeq lists its product as uncharacterized. The record is from RefSeq and is a predicted model, not a curated record. NCBI's taxonomy places the organism in Eukaryota, Metazoa, Arthropoda, Insecta, Hymenoptera, Formicidae. The coding region runs from base 276 to 1703 and encodes 475 amino acids. Gene Ontology annotation, molecular function: nucleic acid binding. The transcript is spliced from 2 exons.